This is a messenger RNA of Poecilia latipinna (sailfin molly), 2526 nucleotides long. It is a transcript of the gene ak3, whose product is annotated as adenylate kinase 3. Gene Ontology annotation, biological process: nucleobase-containing compound metabolic process. The record is from RefSeq and is a predicted model, not a curated record. The transcript has 5 exons. Bases 625 to 1296 code for a protein of 223 amino acids. NCBI's taxonomy places the organism in Eukaryota, Metazoa, Chordata, Actinopteri, Cyprinodontiformes, Poeciliidae. Gene Ontology annotation, cellular component: mitochondrion. Gene Ontology annotation, molecular function: ATP binding; AMP kinase activity.
CGCCACCGAGUUACUAGGCUGUCUCGAUUAACCAUUCAUUAAAUUUGAAUGGGCGUGGCUAGAACAAUAUUUUUAAGGCGUUCAAUACAAAACAAAAGCUUAAGCAGCACUUUUAUAUUUUAUUCAACAAUAAUUCUUAUGAAUGGGAUUUAACAAGUGGACUUUUUAGUGCAACCUCCUUCCAAAGCUGCAGUUCUGUCCGAUCAAAGGCAUCGAGGAUUUGAAGGGAUUAGUCAACGUUUCCUUCCCAAAAAGAGCUUUUACCGGGCAGACCAAUUAUAUAACCGCAUUAUACAAUAAAUGGAUCGCCAUUAAAGCAAAUGCAGUGACACGGACAGUUUCUGCACACGCUGAGUGGGACUUCCUGCACGAUGCGCGUCGUCCUUCUGAGCAGAUCUCCAUCUGCCUCUGCAGGCUGAGCUGGCUCUCGUCUUCUUUCUCCUCCUCUUUCCCUUCCUCCUCCUCUUCCUCUUAGCUUAAGCGGAGCUCAAGGAAAAGAGAGAGGGUUGACACUGUCUGCUUUAAGACUCGCCCCAUUGUUGCGUAGUUUGUAAGAAACUACUGGUUGGAGCAGUCCACACGGGAGUUUUUCCUCAGAAUCCUGCUGCAGUUUUGUUGGGAACUAUGGUUCUGCAGAGAGUGAUCCGUGCUGUCAUCAUGGGACCUCCUGGAUCGGGGAAGGGAACGAUGUCUGCGCGCAUUAUCAAAAGUUUUGGACUGCAACACAUGUCUAGUGGGGACAUUUUAAGAGCCAAUAUCCAGGAUAAAACAGAGCUCGGCCUGUUGAUGAAGUCCUGCAUCGAUCAGGGACAGCUGGUGCCUGACGACAUCAUUUCCCGUCUCAUCCUGAAUGACCUGAGGAAGAUAGACAACAGCGGCUGGCUGCUUGACGGAUUUCCUCGGACUGUGUCCCAGGCGGAGGCUCUCGAUAAUGCCUUCUCUUUAGAUACAGUCAUCAACCUGGAUGUCCCUUUCCAGACCAUCAAAGAAAGGCUGACCUCUCGUUGGACUCACAUCCCCAGCGGCAGAGUCUAUAAUACAGAUUUCAACCCACCGAAAGUUCCUGGUUUGGACGAUGUGACAGGAGAGCCUCUGGUUCAGAGAGAUGACGACAGACCGGAGACGGUCACACGGAGACUGAAGUCCUAUGAAACCCAGACAGAACCCGUCCUGGAGUUCUACAGGAGUAAAGGUGUGCUGGAGAGCUUUACGGGAACAGAAACCAACAAGAUAUGGCCGCACGUCGAAGCUUUUCUCCACAGAAAAUUCUCCUCCCUCAGUCAAAGAGCUGCUUAGCCUCAGCAAAAUCCAAGAACGGCUCAAGUUUACUGAUGGAAAACCAAACUGUGCACCGUCCAAUCAAAAAUGCAGCAUGUAAAUAGUGGUGGAGCAUAGAGGAAUUAUGUUUCAUUGAAGGUAAAGCCCUUAAAUUUGCAAAUGAAGAUUUGGCUCUUUUACGAAAAGCAGAAUAAGACUACUAACCUAUGUUAGAAAACAGUCUUCUUUUUUUUAUAUAUGUUCUUAAAACCUCUGUGUUGUUGAAAUAAUUUGGGGGAGGAGAAUUCAGACGAGUGUGUGCAAAACCUUUUUAACCAUUUGCUGUUAGUGUGUCCACUUUGUGCCUUUAUGAAGUCAUAAGUUAACAGCUGAUCUAAACCUGAAGUUUUGCAGGAGCACAACAUGAAGGGGCCAGAUUGCACGAGAUGCUGCAGGAGGACCACGGCAGCUGUUGUGGCAUGAACAAAACCAGGUUUAAUUCUUCUAAAUGUAAUCCCAGCACACACAACCUGUUGGCAUGAGCUAAACAUCAGCAGCAGCAGCCGUUGUUUUUUUAAAUCAUAAAUCCUGGAAAGGAAGCUAUUUUUUUGUAGUGUAACAACAAAUGUGCAUAUCAGCCUAAUGUGGCCCAUUUCUUCUGCAGUGGCUCUUUCCUUUAAGCAGAACAUGCUGUUGGGUUUGAUUCUCAUACAUGCACACGUGCCUUUUGCUGCUAUUCAGCUUGAUAAAGGUUGGGUUUUUAAACACUUUGUUUUCCUCUAAUCAUGGACCAAUUUAAAUAAUUUAUAAAUGGACAUUUAUAAUAAUGGAUAUUUUUACAAUUCUUACAAGAAAUGUGUUGCAUAACAGCUCCUUUCAACCACCUCAGGUCUUACAAGUGAUGCCUCUGAAGCACUCCACUUAUAAAUUUCCUCGUCCAUUCCUCAUUGUGACUAUAUUCCUCGUGAGCGAUAUUUGGCAUUUAUUUAGUCUGACCUGACAGCAGAAAAAAUUGAUGAACACAUACAUGGACACAUGUUAUACAGGGUCAAAUGUUGUCAGAAGGUAUCAGCUUGCAGUUUUUGCACAUUGUUCUGAAUGUUUACCCUGUAAAAAAAAGCCUUAAUGAUACUCCUGUGCAGUGUAUUGUAUGUGGUCAUUCUGGUUUUAUAAACACUUCCAUGCAUUGUUUAAAUGCAACAGCCAUCUUUUCAUAUAUAACUCAGAUAUUUAUGAAUCACAAUAAAUGUCUUGUACUGUACACUUGAA